GAAUGGGUGUGCUGCUGCUCUUUAAAACUGUUGUUUGUCCAGACUUGUCACAAAGUCUUUCUUUCUGAGACUGAGCACAAGACGGAUCCAGAUUCUCCUGAGCAUUUCUAUCAACUCUGAAAAGAUGGACGGACAAUGGAUGACUGUGAUGCUGGUGAUCCUCGUGUCUAAUGGAUGUUCAGCUGUUGUGGACCAGAAUAACCUCGCACUGCUGACGGCAAGAAUCAAAAAUGAGUACAGUAUUCGUGGUAUGUACAGUCUGGCUCUCAGCAUCCAGAGUGAAGACCCAGUAAACCUGCAGAACAUCUUCCAAAAUAACCCCAAGAGGCAGGUUGAACAGGCGAUUUCAGGCAGGCAGGUGUACAGAGGACAACGUCUCGCUGUGGCUGGAGUCAACCAGCCUGAACACGCUGAGUAUCGACUUCUGAACGGCCUACAGCUCGACAGUCAAGAUGGUGACUUGUUGGUCCUCUUUUCUUAUGCCUCCUCUUGUCCCUCUACCUGUACCAACAGCAGGAACCCUUACAAUAUCCUUAAUCCGAUCAGAAACCUCAUCAACAGUGGCAGAUGGAGCAGGCGUGUCUUUGUGUUUGAGAAGAUAUUCAGGCCUCAAAACAGCCAGGGUAUUGAUGAAAGUAAAUUAAAACAGGCCAUCGUAGAGCUCGGAAACUCUGGCAUCGGUCUGGAGAACAUAUAUCGCUGUUACAAACCACAAACACCCAACAGUAAUUUUCAGUGCACCAGCUGCUCAGUGGGGGGGGGGGUGGCAAGUGAGUGUGUCAAUUAUAACGCAAAAUAAAGAGUCAGACCAUCGCUUUACUGUUAAUGAUAAAAGCAGCCGCUCCAUAAGGGUGAUGCAGAUAAAGGAAUGGUUACCAAAAGCUUGCUUGUCUUUAUAGUUAGCAUUGUUACGGUGGCCUGGAAGUGACAACACAGAAUGACAAAGUCUGAAACACUUAGCUUUAAACAAAUCACAUUAACCAAAACUUUUUACAUUGCAUAAAACAUAUUUACAUUAGAAAAACAUUUUUACAAAACUGAAACACUUUCACAAAACUUGAAACAAUUUUACAAUGUCUAUAGAAAAUACCAAUGUCCAAAUUUUACUUCUGAUGAAAAAUGACAAAGUCUGAAACACUUUUUUUUUGUUUUGUAAAAUGUUUUUUUUCUCUGUAGUUUGUAAACCUGUUUUUCUUAUAUAUUUUUUGAAUGAACUAAAAAACAUACUGUGGUGAAUUUGUUUCAACCUUUGUAAAAAUGUUUCAGAUUUUAUUUUCUACAGCACUUCGAGGCCACCAUACAAACCAACAUGAACUGGACUAUUUUGUUAUCUGAUUAAAAAUACUUAAAUCUCAACAGCUUUAUCAACAUUUUAACAUUUGCUUUCUUUUAAUUUGAUGAUUAUGAGUAAUGAAUUAUUUCUGAACCUCUCUGUAAUGUCCUCUUUGAAUAAAGCUUU
This is a messenger RNA of Cheilinus undulatus (humphead wrasse), 1459 nucleotides long. RefSeq lists its product as uncharacterized. The transcript has 3 exons. The record is from RefSeq and is a predicted model, not a curated record. Lineage: Eukaryota; Metazoa; Chordata; Actinopteri; Labriformes; Labridae. Bases 125 to 799 code for a protein of 224 amino acids.